CCCGAUAAGAUCAUUGAUAAGAAUCACAGUCACAGGAGACGAUAAACUCCACAAACAACUACCAGUCUUGAGGGAAGCGCGUUCUGAGCGAGAGGGUCGUCUGUUGGUCAGCAGAAUGGACGAGAAGCGCAUGGUGAUCAUUGGGGUGGGUGCGGUGUUGGCGGUGUCCACCAUUGCUUUACUAGCAGUGACUAUGUCCGCCAACCAUGACGAGGGAACGCCUGUAACAAGAGCAAACAAAUCAACUCCUCUUCUUCUCAUAUCACUUGAUGGGUAUCGCAGUAACUAUUUCUAUCGCUAUCAACCAACGCUUAAAAGUAUGGCAGACAAUGGCGUGAAAGCACGCUAUAUGAUGGCCUCCUAUCCGACCAUCACCUUCCCCAACCACUAUUCCAUCGUCACGGGAUUGUAUCCGGCAUCGCAUGGAAUCGUCGCCAACACUUUUUACGAUCCAGACUUUAACGAAACAUUUGCCAUGAACAUGGAGGUCAAGGACGGAAAGUGGUGGGGAGGAGAGCCCAUCUGGCACACACUCACCAGGCAGAACAAAACAAGCGCCACUUUCUUCUGGCCCGGAUCUGAUAUCAACAUCACUGGCCAGUAUCCAACUGAAUAUCGUCCCUUCGACAAGUCAGUGCCUUUUAAAGACCGCGUCGACCAGGUGGUGGAAUGGUUGUCUCGACCAGAUGAGACCAGGCCGGACUGGGUGUGUCUGUACCUUGACGAGCCUGAUGGCACUGGACAUCGUUACGGUCCUGAAACCUCUAAAGUGGACGACGUUCUGGUCGAAGUGGAUGGAAUGAUAAAUCGUCUUCUAACUGGUCUGAGAAGGAAUGAUAUGGAAGACAAAGUGAACAUCAUAGUGUUGGCAGACCAUGGCAUGGCACAAGCAGGCCUAGAGAAACAUAUUAAUCUUGAUGAAUACGUCCCUGGUAUCAAUACUUCAACAACACACAUUACCUAUGGAGCCUUCACUAUGAUGAACUUUAAGGAAAAUGUGAACAUCACGGAAAUGCUAAACACAUUAUCGUGCCCAGAAGGAGCUCCUCAUAUCAGAGCUUUCUUACCGGAAGAUCUCCCAACCCGUUUCCAUUAUUCUUCCAACCCACGGAUCGGCGACAUAGUAAUAGAUUUCGACACGGGCUACUACACCGCGAAGGACUACAUAGAGAAUGGGGAACACGGCUAUGACAACCAUGAUAUCUCCAUGGAAGCCCUCUUCAUUGCCACUGGACCUGACUUUCAGAAGGGCGUAACGCUGGAGCCAUUUCAAAACAUCGAGAUUUACAACCUAAUGUGUUAUCUGACCGAAGUGGAGCCUGCACCAAAUAACGGCACUGAGGGAGCACUCUAUGCUGCAUUGCUUGACCCCCCGGAAAUACCCGAAGUUCCUGUGGAAGAGCUACCGGCACCCAAGUACCCGAUCCAACCGAACUACAGUAUACCGAUGAUAGCCCAGUGCCGGACGAACUUAAGUGAGGAGGAAUCAGUAGAGCUGGAUCAACUCAAAAUAAACGAAAUAGAGCAAAAUACAUUGAUGCAGUCUCACCUUCCAUGGGGCAUCCCGACGUCAGGCAAUCAGUCAGCCGAUACGAUACUACUCUAUCAUAAAGACCACAUCACAGGAUAUUCUACAAAGUUGAAGAUGCCUGUGUGGACAAGCUUCACUGUGAAAAGCUUUCCGCCGGGGACACCAAGGGACGACGAAAACUUGUGGCUUAGUGAUAUGCGUCUAAGUUCAUCCAACACCCCAACGUGUGCGUCCUACCAAGAUGAGAAUCUUUCUAUGUUUCCACUUUUCCCUCCUGAACUCUCCAACAAUAAAUCCAACGUUAUUAUCCCAUAUUUGGUAAGCAAUUCUGUUCCACUGGAAAUCACAGUGAGGAUCAAGGACUAUUUGGAUGAUUUCCUGCAACAGAUCCAAAUGAACCCGAUAGCUUCAUUCAACGUAAAUCUUGGACCUGUAUUUGAUGAGGAUGCAGAUUCCCUUCCGGAUGACGUUUCAAAUUCCACGAAUAUACAAGUCCCUUCUGAUCUCUUCAUGGUAAUCACCCACUGCAGAGAAGUAGGACUUCCCAUCGAAAAGUGUGGAAAUGACUCCCUUGAUGCCAUCUCCUUUAUAAUUCCUGAUAAACAGACUGUUGACAACAGCUGCAAGGAUCCAUACUACGGCAAUACCAUGUUCCUGUCUACGGUGCACGAUGUAGAACUCGCUACAGGCCUUACCUUCUACCCUGAGCUUGAGCCCUCGACACGCCUACAACUGACACUCAGGAUCCACAGAGAUGUGAAAGAAACUUUAAUAAGAAACCUUUAAUAUGACAUUUACACAAUUGAGCAAUCAGUCUUAUAUUCUGCAUAAUGUAAAUAUAAUGCCUCCAGGUAGUAUUAUAGAGAGUAUAUGUAUAAUUUCUGGGCCACUGUAUAUGAUGUGCAAUAAUUUAUGCAACAAACAUGUUAAGUGUACUUAAUAUGACUAUACAUCUAUUCAUACACAGCUGAUGUGAACACAGUCCCUUGUGAGCAUCUGUUGUUGAGAUGAAAGUGUAAAUGGCAACAUGAUUGAAAAAGAAAUCUGAUUGCUUUCAUUGGAAAGCAGUCAUUUAGUUUUUAACCAGUAUCAUAUAGCAGAACAUACAUAUCAUGUGCAAAUAAUCACUGGGCAAUAAAUAUGUGGCCCUAUAACCAUACAGUGUAUGUGUUCAUGUCUAUUCAAUAUUUCCUUCAAUUAAUGUAUAAUAUCUUUUAUCAUUUCUCGUGUGUGCAUGUUUAGUAUGGCUUUAUCAAGGGCAUGCUGUGGUUGAGAUUUAGUAAAUUAUGACGAAAAAUUAUUUUUUUUCAAUUCCUGCAGAUUAUUGUAGGAAAAAUAUUCAGAAUUCAUAUAGUAUAUGAAUCACAGCCCUAUGCGAAUUGCAACACUCAUUCUGAUGCAUUUAAAGGGACAUGAGUGGCGUACUCCAUGAGGUGGGCAUGACGCAAUAAACACUCUCUAAGCAUUGUGGUAUAUUGCUUUUUUUCCUUGUCAUUUUACCACUGAUAUUGGUUUCUGUGGUGAGGCUCCACCCAUUAAAUCGCUCACCUCCUUCUUUCCUUUGCUUGGUCAUACAGCACCUCAGUGCGACAGACUAAAGGCGAAGUAUCUCAAAACAAGAUUUUCAAAAAAAAAAAAAAAAAAAAAAAAAAAAUCUAUCUAUCUAUCUAUCUAUCUAUCUAUCUAUAUAUAUAUAUAUAUAUAUAUAUAUAUAUAUAUAUAUAUAUAUAUAUAUAUAUAUAUAUAUAUGCUGUCUUGAAACUUGGUGUACUUAUUGACAGGGAUUGGGGUAACAUUUUGUCUGACCAACUUUUCCCUAAAGAGAUUAGAAAGUUUUUGAUGAAGGAAAAUAACCGCUUUUCAUGCUAUUUUGAUGAUGUCAAGAAAUGCAAACACUUUAAAAAUUCAUAUCUCAUUACAUAUGUAGAUAUUGAGAAAAAGCAUUCUCUACGUUAAAGUCUUUAAGCAUCUCUCAAGUAUGUCCAUGCCAAAACACAUUUCAAAAUAAAUUGAAAUAAUGCCUGUAGAACACUUUGAAUGCAACUCUAUGCAUGACAUCAUUACUCUAUCACAUUCAUAUUCAUUGACAACCUGCAGCUUACAAUAUUCUUAAAAUUUCAAAUUGCAAAUCCUAUCAAUUUUUUUAUUAUUAAUUUUUCAAAUCUCGAUCGCAGCAUGCCCUUAACCUGAUUGUGACACACACACACACACACACACACACACUGAGCCCUGCUGAAACCCUGUAAUAAACAACUAGGUAAAUACACCCAGCAGGUUUGGCCAAAACUGCACCAAUAGCAGUAUGCAGAUGAUGUAUUUAGUGUGAUGUGAAAUAUAAAAUAAACUUGAAAAUACUUUA
Portunus trituberculatus (swimming crab) is the source of this 3890-nucleotide messenger RNA. RefSeq names its product ectonucleotide pyrophosphatase/phosphodiesterase family member 3-like. NCBI's taxonomy places the organism in Eukaryota, Metazoa, Arthropoda, Malacostraca, Decapoda, Portunidae. Gene Ontology annotation, molecular function: nucleic acid binding; hydrolase activity; metal ion binding. The record is from RefSeq and is a predicted model, not a curated record. Bases 116 to 2317 code for a protein of 733 amino acids. The transcript has 14 exons.